GUCAAAAAAUUCAACACACCAGCAGUGUGAGGAGACCUGAAAGUGGCACAUGGCAGACAGAGUGUGGCGAUGGAGACAGCAGCAAUGGGAGGCCGUACAGGGACCCAUGAGAGACUCUGGACCUGGCAGCAGCAUGAGGAGGCGGUAUAUAGGGGCCCAUGGCAGAUUAGGGGCCUGGCAGCAGCUAUGGGAGGCCCGUAAUCUGCCAGCACCCUAUGUCAAAAAAUGGAACACACACCAGCAGUGUGAGGAGACCUGAAAGUGGCACAUGGCAGAGUGUGGCGAUGGAGACAGCAGCAAUGGGAGGCCGUACAGGGACCCAUGAGAGACUCUGGACUUGGCAGCAGCAUGA
Messenger RNA from Staurois parvus, 352 nucleotides. The record is from the annotation of a GenBank genome assembly. Lineage: Eukaryota; Metazoa; Chordata; Amphibia; Anura; Ranidae.